Messenger RNA from Cyclocybe aegerita, 651 nucleotides. The record is from the annotation of a GenBank genome assembly. NCBI's taxonomy places the organism in Eukaryota, Fungi, Basidiomycota, Agaricomycetes, Agaricales, Hemipholiotaceae.
AUGGUGGACACCCAACGUACCCCUGAGGCUGGACCUAGCACCACUGGACCUACCGAUGCAUCGUCCGCUGCAGAAGCAAUUCGGCGGAAAGCUGAGGUCCUCGAUCAGAUCGUUCGGAAUGCCCUUUCAGCAAAAACUCCGGAACCAGUUCUUUUGCAACAGCUACAAGACGCUGGAACAACGCCUCAGGAUGCCGCCGAACGCCUCAGCAUGUACACGAGGAUGAGGAGGCAGACUGAUCCAGCUCGGAACCCCCUCACAAUCCAGCUUCGCAGUGAAGAAGACCUCCCAGACUCUCAACAACCUUCCCGGGCUCACUCGCCUGCAGCCUCAGAUGAUCAUCCAGCAGGCGAUAACGGUCGUCAGGAGCCGGUUACGACAGGGAUUUCCUACUUGGACGCCAUUGAUGAAGCGGCGUGGGCUACUCUCAAAGCGAAGAUUGGGUACGCCGCCCUGCCUCCUGCAAGGACUAACAAUCAGGGAGGUGCACCCACCACUGAACCAGACCUGGCCGCCAGGCUAGCUGCGGUGCUCGGUGUUGCCAUCUCCGACUCCCCCUCGACCAUCCCUGCAUCGGUCCUGACCGGUGCCCCGCACCUCACGACCAUUCUUGAGCUUGGGAAACAUGACAAGCACAUAUCCGAGACGUGA